Messenger RNA from Colletotrichum navitas, 720 nucleotides. RefSeq lists its product as uncharacterized. The transcript is spliced from 3 exons. The record is from RefSeq and is a predicted model, not a curated record. Bases 1 to 720 code for a protein of 239 amino acids. Lineage: Eukaryota; Fungi; Ascomycota; Sordariomycetes; Glomerellales; Glomerellaceae.
AUGCCACAACUGGUUGAUGCUACGGACAGCAACGCCACUGUUCGGGUGUUGUUGUAUCUCGCAAUCUUCAAUCCCAUCUACCUUCCUCUGUGGGUUAUCCUUGGCGCCAAGCACUGGAAUACCCUCUGGUCAACGAGCAGCGCCACGAUUCCCAUCAUGUGGCAGGUUAUCCUCGGUCUGACUGUCAACAGCUCAACUGUCUUUUGGCAAGCUCGCACGGCGCCCAUCUGCGUCUCUGGGGCCUCCCUGACACUAUCUGUUGGCGCUCUGUUGAUGGGUCUGGAUAAACCCUCUAAGCCUGCAAUGUUGAGUGACAUGCCUUCCCCGGCUGUCUCGGCGCAAAACCGACUUCUACCAGAACUCAUAGUAGAGAAGCAUCUCGGUAUUUGGACUUGUAUCAAAGGUGGCAGUUAUAUCAGCACAAAGCUCAAGCAGCUCAUUGCCGGCUGCGAUCUCGCUAGUAGAACAACUAAUUAUUCAGCAAAUCAGGAUUUCCUUUCCAGAAGACUUCCUCCUGGUGCAGCGAAGCCAGCGAAGUGUCUCUUUACGACACAUUUUCUGGACAAGGUUGAGGUUCUUGCAGAUGAAAUUGCGAUUCUGUCCAAAGGACAGGUCAAGUGCUGUAGACCGACUACAGCUCUAAAGCAGCUUCAUGGUGGAGGAUACAUUCUGGUCACAAGUGAAUACUCUCUUCUGGAAGAGAAUCGUCGUCUUGAUUAG